This is a messenger RNA of Anthonomus grandis grandis, 1512 nucleotides long. RefSeq names its product chitinase-like protein Idgf4. Gene Ontology annotation, cellular component: extracellular region. The transcript has 8 exons. Lineage: Eukaryota; Metazoa; Arthropoda; Insecta; Coleoptera; Curculionidae. The record is from RefSeq and is a predicted model, not a curated record. The coding region runs from base 42 to 1403 and encodes 453 amino acids. Gene Ontology annotation, molecular function: chitin binding. Gene Ontology annotation, biological process: carbohydrate metabolic process; chitin catabolic process.
AAACAGAAAAACCAACAGAAAUAAUUCUGAUCUGUUACGAGAUGGUACCAUUAAACUACUUAGUGGUGCUGGCCACCUUGGUGUGUGGAGUUUUGAGUGCUGUACACCAACCUCCACCAUUACCUCCACCACCUCCACGUGGAGCAAACCAUGGCAAAAUUGUUGUUUGCAAUUACGAAACGAAGUCACACUUUAGGGAAGGUCAAGGAAAAUUCGAUAUUUCCAACUUAGAACCAGCCCUACAGUACUGCACGCAUUUAAUCUAUGGGUAUGCUGCUAUUAAAGAAGAUACCCUUAAAUUGGUCCCACUUAAUGAACAAUUUGAUGUCAUUAAAGACAACUACAGAAAAGUAACUGACCUAAAAGUGAAAUUCCCCAAGUUGAAAGUACUGCUCUCCGUUGGUGGUAAUGAAGACGUUAGUGGAGAAGGUGCCGAGAAAAAUUUAAAAUAUCGACAAGUCUUGGAGUCUUCAGGCCAUCGUUUAGCUUUUAUUAACUCAGCCCACACGAUUAUUAAAGCUUACGGCUUUGAUGGUAUCGAUCUAGCUUGGGAGUUUCCGGAAACUAAGCCUAAGAAGAUUAAGAGUGGAUUUGGAAAAUUCUGGUCUUCUGUUAAAAAAACAUUCACCGGAGAAACUGUUCUGGAUGAAAAUGCACAAGAGCACAGAGAUCAGUUUACUGCACUAGUCCGGGAGCUGAAAAAUACCUUUAAACCUGAUAAUUUGCUUGUCUCUCUUACGGUUUUACCUAAUAUCAAUAGCACUGUUUAUUAUGAUCCUAGGGCUUUGGCCCCUAAUGUAGACUUUGUCACCUUACAUGCUUUCGACUUCUAUACACCCCAACGUAACCCCAAACUGGCCGACUUCCCAUCUCCACUCUAUGACUUGAUUGACAGGAGACCUGAUGAAAACGUGGAUGCUUGGGUUAAAUAUUGGCUAAGCAACGGAUUUCCACAAAACAAACUGGUCAUAGGUAUCCCAUCUUACGGAAGGACUUGGAAACUAGAAGACGGCGCCAAAGUAGAUACUGUUCCGCCAGAAGGUCUUGAUGGAGCUGGAUCUCCGGGCCCAUUGACAAAAGAUGCCGGCAUCUUGAGUUAUCCGGAAAUUUGCGUUAAGGUUCAAGGGGGAACCGGAAACGUAUCACCUCAGGGAUAUAGGAAGAUUCAGGAUUCUACUAACAGAAGAGGUUCAUAUGCUUACAAACUACCUGACGAAGAAAAGAAUGAAGAGGGAGUGUGGAUUGCAUACGAAGAUCCAGCUGCUGCAGCCAACAAAGCCACAUACGUAAGAAAUAAAGGUUUAGCAGGAAUUGCGGUUGAUGACCUAACCUUGGACGACUUUAAAGGAGUCUGCAGCAAUCACCAAUAUUCAAUUUUACGUGCAGCCGUAGCAGCUUUGUAAUUUUGUGAUUUUUAGCUUGUAUAUUUCAUUUUAAUGCCAAAAUAUUUAAGAGAAUAGAGUCUAUUUGAAUAUAUAUUAUUUCAGAAUCAAUAAAUGUCUAUAAGAAUCA